Molecule: messenger RNA, 1625 nt
Organism: Musca domestica (house fly)
Lineage: Eukaryota; Metazoa; Arthropoda; Insecta; Diptera; Muscidae
Product: outer dynein arm-docking complex subunit 4
Exons: 2
Coding region: 183-1364 (393 amino acids)
Cellular component (GO): cytoplasm
Molecular function (GO): protein binding
Source: RefSeq, a predicted model, not a curated record
UUCAAACAACGAAAAGGUGUCAUGUGUGGUUUUAUAUCGAUGAUUCUUAUUCUAUCAAUAUUGCAAAUAGUUUGGUAGCCAAGCAACCUAUUUAUAACAGAAAAGUAGUUGAUUGAACAAAAUACAAAGCAGAUUGAAGAUUUUAAUUUUAACACCUUCAGCCGUAGCAAAAUUCAUUGAAAAUGUCGAAAGUUUUAAAAGACUUUUUCGAUAUUGACAAAGAGCAAGAGUUACUACAAAGUUUUACUCGUCUAGGAGUUCCUUCUGAUGAUGAUGUCAACGAAGAGGCCACAAAGGAAAAAAAGAGCCGAAUUGUGGCCAUUAAAGUCAAGGCAGCCAGCCGGGAUACUCGCCGAAAACAAUCUGUGAAAUUUAAUGAUGACACCGAUGGCCCUGUAAAGGGCCAACAUCAACGCAUGAAUCGCAUUGAGGCCGAGCUAAGGGCUGCCCGCAAACGUAAUGAGGAACUUAUGCAAAAACGUAAAAAGCCCAAGGAGAAUUUCGUUGAUUUCUAUACGGACAAGGACAGGGCAGCAGCUGUUAGCGCUGGGGCAUUCGAUAUUAAACAAAGUUUGCAAAUAAAACAAAAACAGGAUCGAAGCGAAUCUUUGAUGAUACCUGAUGAGGGUGAUAUCAAUUCAAUUAUUGCCUUGGGUUUGAAGGAAAUUAAAAAUGCCAAUCCUGAAAAUGCCAUACAUUUCUUUUCCAAGGCUCUGGAACUCAACAGCACCGAUAUUAAUGCCUUGGUCUCUCGCAGCAAGUGUUAUCUACUUCUGGGGGAGGCAUCCAAGGCCCUGCUGGAUGCCGAAACAGCCUUGAAUGAAGAUAAAAAUAAUAUACGAGCUAUCUAUCAAAAAGCUGAGGCCUUGUAUUAUUUGGGACAAUUCGAACAGAGUCUUAUGUACUUCCAUAGGGGCGCCCGAGCCCGACCAGAAUUGAAUUCCUUUCGUUUGGGGGUGCAAAAAACCCAAGAAGCUAUUGAGAAUACAAUUGGCGUUAAGAAUAACAACAACAAACCCAGUACCAGUAAAGCUAAAAAAUCCAACGAUAAUACCCCCAAAUCCCAGAUGAAUAGCAGUAGUGCAAGACCUAUCAGGGCAAAGCCCACCAAGUUGGAAUUGGAACGUCGAAAUGCCCGAAAACUUUUGGGUGAAUUGUGUGUGGAUAAAGAAUAUCUGGAAAAUCUAUUAAAACAUCCCGAUCUGAUAAGAGCCGAUACGAAUACUGAGAAUAUUUCAACCUAUGCCAAGGAGGCGGUGGAUUUCCUAAACAAACGUCAGGAGUUUUGGCGGCAACAGAGACCGUGCAAUGCCUUGCCGAAUCAAAAGAAUUUGCCAAUGGAUGCAAUGCCAAGAUGGUUUUAAAGUUAUCGCAGGGUUGUUUCUCUGUAUGUGUGUGUUUAUUAGUUUGUUUGUUUUUAUUAUUCGUUUUAUUGAUUGCUGUUAUAUAAUUUAUAAGUUUAUAUAUAGUAGAUGUAUUUGUAUUUAGCAUUUUAACAUUUAUUACAUACUGCAUUUUGUUGAUUAAGGAGUGAGUGUUUUUUUCUUAUAUCCGUUACGACACCAAAAUCUAUAUCUGUGUUAACCAUAUACAUUAAAUACAUAAAUAUAACAUGAUAACAUAUG